UCAGUCGCCGGGCUCACAGUCUCUGCACGCACUACGAGUCGCUCGCGCUUUGCUCUGGAUAUUAUACAGCACCCACCCGCUCGGAUGUGCAAUAUGACUUUUGAAGAAACCAGUGGCGAUAAUUCAUCAGAAAGGAUGGAGUCGGUGGCUGAAGCCCUGGAGGAGGUCCUGAGCUCCGCGGUGCCUCAGGGUUGCACCACAGUCGGCGUCUACGAGGCUGCAAAGUCCCUGAAUGCGGACCCAGACAAUGUGGUUUUGUGUCUGCUGGCCACGGACGAUGAGGAGGACGUGGCUCUGCAGAUUCAUUUCACCUUGAUCCAGGCUUUCUGCUGCGAGAAUGACAUCAACAUCCUGCGGGUGAGCAACAUGCAGCGUCUGGCAGAGAUACUGGGAGGAGGAAAAGCUGGAGGGGAGCCCAUGGACCUGCAUUGUGUCCUAGUUACCAACCCCCAGUCGUCGCUGUUGAAGGACCCGGCGCUGAGCAAAGUGACCAGAUUCUGCAGAGAAAGCCGCUGUCUGGAUCAGUGGGUGCCCGUCAUCAACCUGCCCGACCGAUGAAACUGCUUGGAUUAUUAAUGUACUGUGUGCAAUGGGGAAAAGGCAACUGCACAAGGCCUGUGUUAGUGUCUGUGUUGGACUCCUUUUGGAAAUGCGAGAAAGACAGAAAGACGGGAGGGGCAGGGGGGGAAAAAAAGGACUCAAGGAAGCAAAACGUUACAACAAGUCAGGGUGAACUUGUGGGCCAAGGAAGAGUGACUCAGCAUUCUGGGCUGCAGGAUUUCCAACUUAUGACUGCACCCUUUUCUGCGGAGAAAGAAUCCUUUCCGGGAAACUGAAUCUUGUGAGCAGACACGCACACGUGCUGGUGAGCACAGGCGCAGGACUGGGAGUCUCAGCUGACAAGACUCCCCAAAGAUCAGACCAUGCUGGAGCGGACCGGUCGCUCAUGAAAAUUUGACCAAAUCCAAGCAUUUCUUAAAAAGCACAUUUAUUUAAUUAUAUUUAAGACGGGUCACUUUGAUAUAUCAAAAGGGAAAGUUUUUUCACAGUUAACUAUUAUUAUUUUAAGGGCAACGCAAUGUUUAGACUUGUCCACUAACUUAUGUUGUUGUGAAUCAUUCAUUUAAUGAAUUAUAUUUAUUGUUCAUGGAAUUCUGCCUUGUUACGUUGAAUGAAAUAAACAACAGUUCACAGGGUG
Pungitius pungitius (ninespine stickleback) is the source of this 1198-nucleotide messenger RNA. It is a transcript of the gene gadd45ab, whose product is annotated as growth arrest and DNA-damage-inducible, alpha, b. The coding region runs from base 85 to 558 and encodes 157 amino acids. The transcript has 4 exons. The record is from RefSeq and is a predicted model, not a curated record. Gene Ontology annotation, cellular component: nucleus; cytoplasm. Gene Ontology annotation, biological process: regulation of cell cycle. NCBI's taxonomy places the organism in Eukaryota, Metazoa, Chordata, Actinopteri, Perciformes, Gasterosteidae.